This is a messenger RNA of Schistocerca gregaria, 852 nucleotides long. Its product is annotated as oocyte zinc finger protein XlCOF19-like. Lineage: Eukaryota; Metazoa; Arthropoda; Insecta; Orthoptera; Acrididae. Gene Ontology annotation, cellular component: chromosome. Gene Ontology annotation, molecular function: chromatin insulator sequence binding. Gene Ontology annotation, biological process: regulation of transcription by RNA polymerase II. The transcript has a single exon. The record is from RefSeq and is a predicted model, not a curated record. Bases 1 to 852 code for a protein of 283 amino acids.
AUGUUCAGAGACAAUGACACUGUCAACAGCUAUGGUGAGUUUUGGGGGACAGUCAACAGUAAGAACAAACUGAAGAGAUACCUAUUACCGCGCAUUGGCGACCACCAUUACAGCUGUAAUUUCUGUUUCAAGAGAUUCACCAAGAAAGAUAAGCUAAAUAAGCAUAUGCAUGUUCACUCUGGGGAACAUUUCUUCAGUUGCACUGAGUGUGACAAAACAUUCAAAGAAGCCUCUGCUCUGAAGUAUCACAUGGAUACACACAAGAGACAAUGCCUAUUCAUUUGUGUCAUAUGUAGUAAAGUGUUCACGCAGGAGAGUAACCUGGAGGACCACUUGCACUCACAUACAGUUGAACCACCCUUCAGCUGUUCUAUUUGCUGCAAGAGAUUUACAAGUAGCAGUAUCUUAAAGGAGCACUUGAAUAUACACUCCGAUGAACGUCCCUACAGUUGCACCGAGUGCAGCAAGGCAUUCAAAUCACCCAAAUAUCUGAGAGUGCACAUGAAGGUACACACAGGUGAAUGUCCAGUCAUUUGCUUUAUUUGUAAGAAAUCAUUUAUACAGAAAUGUGACCUAAAGAAUCAUUUGCGCAAACAUACUGGUGCACGACCCUUUAGCUGUACCAUAUGUAAAAAGACAUUUAUUAGUAGCAGUGUCUUAAACCAGCACUUGCGCACACUCUCGUCUGAAUGCCCCUUCAGGUGCACUAUGUGCAGCAAAUCAUUUAAAUGGAAAAGUAACUUGACGACGCACUUACGUAUCCACACAGGUGAACGUCCCUUCUGCUGCACUGUAUGUAGCAAGGCAUUCACAGAUAAUAGCAUUCUAAAGAAACAUUUGCAUGUCCACUAA